Molecule: messenger RNA, 6164 nt
Organism: Zootoca vivipara (common lizard)
Lineage: Eukaryota; Metazoa; Chordata; Lepidosauria; Squamata; Lacertidae
Gene: MAP3K6
Product: mitogen-activated protein kinase kinase kinase 6
Biological process (GO): protein phosphorylation; MAPK cascade; cellular response to stress
Molecular function (GO): MAP kinase kinase kinase activity; ATP binding
Source: RefSeq, a predicted model, not a curated record
GUAGUUUUAAAGAUGCAUCUGCACCAGAUAUUUUCUCCAGGUUGCAGCCUCUAACCCACACAGCCCCACCCCGAUUCCAGUACCAACAGAUCCUCAUUACAGCUUCAAAACUACUACUGGUGUCUUCACACAUCAACCUGCAGUAUUCCAUCGCCCAAGGAAGUUCAAUGACCAGGAACGGCAUGUUCCAGGCUGCCACGUCAGUGCAGUGGAGGCAGUGCAGGAUUUGCACACAAGCUGAAUACCAAUUCAUAAAUAAACACAUUACAUUUCAAGUUUUACGCAACUGGUUUAAAAAGUAAGAAAACCGGGGAAACAGGCUCUAAAACAGACAUUAUUGUUUUGAUAUGACAAAAAUAUACUUAACGGCUACAGUGUUAUAUAUCAUGUUUGGUUUAAAUCUGUGCAGAAAUAACUAUAUCAGCAUUUCAUUGGGCCAGGUGUCCAUAAGCUGUCAAACAGCAUAGGUGGCAGGUGACAUCAGACGCAGCAUAUGCAGCCUCUUAAAUGUGAUUUUAGGAUUGGCAGGUGUGAGGAGCCUCUGGCCCUCCUGGUGUUGCUAAACUACAACUCCCAUCAUCCCUAGCCAAUGGCCAUGCUUGCUGGGGCUUAUGGGGAUUGUAGUUCAGCCGCGUCCAGAGAGCAAGAGGUUCCCCCACCUGGUUUAGGACCAUAGCAUGACAAAAUUCUACCCUGUGUGGCCCUGAGGCCCACCUGAGAGCUGUCCAAGGUCCACUGUUUCAGAAACACUGACUUGCCCGCAGUUCUCCAGAAUUUUACAGCUGCUGUCUGAAAUCACAUCCACCAGGCUCUGAAUGGUCAUUAAACACCACCUGCAAACAAUUACACACCAUACAUUUGAAGCACUCUCCCAGAGAAUCCUGGGGAGCUGUAGCUUGUAAAGUGCUAGGAAUUAAAGCUCUGUGGCAGGUAAACUACAACUUCCAGGAUUCUUGGGGGCAGAAUGUGCCAGGAUUCUUGGGGGCAGAAUGUGCGGCCGAUGUGGGCCCUAAGAGCACCACGUGUUGCCAUUCUACUUUGCUGUAUACUUUAGGUGGCGCACGUGCCGGAUAUCGCCCUCACUCGAAGUGGGAGCGACGGGGGAGGUGGGGAAGGAGCCGGACGCCGGUGCCAGGAGGAGGCACCGCGGAGCAGACGCCAUGGAGACGGCUCUGCGUGUGCGCUCGCCGCUCUCCUCCUCCUCCCGCCCCGUCUUGCACAAUCGCCCCGGGGGCGCUGGCGCUGGUCUCGGGGUGUUUGUGCCAACAGGAAAGGCGGCGGAAGAGCGCGCCCGCCGCGCCUCCCUUUCCUUCCCUGCGCUCCGCUCCGCUCCCGGGGGGCUGCGCGCCUCCGCGUCGAUCCCUAGCAGCGCAGCACAGGAAGGAGAAAAAUGCCCAGCGAGACUUUCCGCAGCCAGCCAGCCAGCGCGACCCACCCACCUCGGGAACUCGUCGAGGAAGUUUGGCGGGGCGGGGCUUGGCGAUCCCACGUGGGGCUGAGAUGGACCAAGUUUGGGAGCUGUAAAUAACCCUAAAAUCGGAGGCGGGCGGAAAAACAAACGCAACUUUUCUGCUGGGGCGAAUCCGCGCAAUGGCUCGUUUCUUUCUUUAAAAGAGGCGCUUUCUGAAUCCGAGGGAAUCGCAGCAUGGAAGAGGACAGCAGCAACCUGGGAAGCGCCGGGAGCCUCUGGCAGGACCCUUUGGCGAUCGCACUCACCCCCAGCAAACCAGUCUCUGUAGGGAGCCAUGGCACCAGAGGGGGCGGCGGCGGCAGCGCCAGCAAUGGGGGUGGCAGCAGCAGCGGCGGCAGCGGUAGGGGCCGACCCCUGAGCGUGGUUUACAUCUUCCCCGAUGAUCUGGAAGAGCCUCUGCCUCUCCAAUGCCUGCGGGAAGCCUGCAAGGAGGUCCCGGCGACGGAGCUGACGGCGCUGCCUUUUGGCACCGUGGCGCUGGGGGACACCGCGCCCCUGGAUACUUUCUACAACGCAGAUGUGGUGGUGGUGGAGAUGAGCAACAGCCUGUGCCAGCCCUCACUCUUCUAUCACCUGGGGGUGAGGGAGAGCUUCAGCAUGACCAACAACAUCCUCCUGUGCUGCUACACUGAUUUUCCGGAGCUGCAGGCUCUUCGGGAUGGCAACGGCAGCUACACCUUCAUCCCCUACAUGGUGACAGCCCAGAACAAGGUCUUCUGCUGCGACCCGAAUGCGAUGAUGUGCCUGAGCGAGCUUUGCCAGCCUAACAACUUCACCAUGGAGGCCUUCUUCACCCCCCUGACGGCGCAGCUUGCAAGGCUGCUGGAGGGCACCUCCACCAACACCUGCGGCUACUUUCGGGAGAUGAUCCGAAGGGACAUCCGCAGGGCUCGUGAAAGGUACAGCGGGGAGCAGCUGAGCCGUGAGCUGACCAGUAUCCAGCAGCGACUGGACAGCGUCGAAUGCCUCAGCCUUGAUAUUGUCAUGAACUUUAUUCUGUCCUACCGUGACGCACAGGAUUGUAAUGGCAUCAUCACCCUAGUGGAAACCUUGCAGGCCCUGCCGACUUGCAAUGUCGCCGAGCAGCACAACAUCUGCUUUCACUAUGCCUUUGCCCUUGACAGGAGGAACCAGCCUGGCGAUCGGCAGAAGGCUCUCUCUGUUAUCCUGCCCCUGGUGGAAAAGCCUGAACGGACAGCACCUGACCUGUACUGCAUGUGCGGCCGCAUCUAUAAGGACAUGUUCAUUGAUUCUGGCUUCACUGAUGCCGAAAAGAGAGACCAGGCCUUUUACUGGUAUCACAAGGCCUUUUUAACAGACCCGAGCCUCCAUGCUGGGAUUAACUCCGUUGUCUUCCUCAUUGCUGCUGGACACAAGUUCGAAACCUCCAUGCAACUUCGGCAGUUAGGUAUGAAGGUGAGCUGUGUCCUGGGCAGGAAGGGAUCCUUGGAAAAGAUGCAACAUUACUGGGAUGUGGGGUUUUACCUGGGCGCCAGUAUCCUGACCGGCGACUUUGACAAAAUCAUCCAGGCCUCGGAGAAACUUUACAAGCUCAACGCUCCAGUUUGGUUCUUGACCUCUAUCAAGGAGACUUAUGUAAUCUAUAGUCAUUUCAACACUGCCCCCGACACCUGGUCACCUAAACAGGAGCUGGUUGAUUUCUGGCUGGGCUUCUUGAUGGAUUCCUGCCAGCCCUUUGUCUCCACAGAGGAGUGUCUGGUCUUGAUUCUAGAGUUGGGCAGAGUGUUGCAGCCAUCUCAGCUCAGUGUCUGCAGUCAAGAAGGGCAGAAAUCAGUGACGCUGAGCCACAUUGGCUCUCCAGAAGAGGAAGGGAUUUCCAAGUGGACAUUCCCAACAUCUUCCAUCCGUGGAAUCAGUAUCUCCAAGUGCGAUGAGCGGUGCUGCUUCCUCUACGUGCUGCACACAGCGGAAGACUUCCAGCUGUACUUCCCUACCCAGUAUCAUUGCCGCUGGUUUUGCGAACUGGUCCGCUCCUUCAUGGCAGAGAUGGGUGAGGAAGUGAAUAGCUGCAGCUCCCUGGAGGAACUCGAGUAUGACUACGAACGCACGGAAGCAGGCGACAGGGUGAUCCUAGGUAAAGGCACCUAUGGGGUGGUCUACGCUGGCCGGGACCUCAGCAAUCAGGUGCGCAUCGCCAUUAAGGAGAUCCCAGAGCGUGACAGCAGAUACUCGCAGCCCCUUCACGAGGAGAUUGCUCUCCACAAGCGCCUGAGACACAAGAACAUUGUUCGCUAUUUGGGCUCUGUCAGUCAAGAUGGCUUCCUCAAGAUCUUCAUGGAGGAGGUACCUGGGGGGAGCCUUUCCUCUCUUCUGCGCUCCAUGUGGGGCCCCCUGAAAGACAAUGAGCCCACCAUCGUUUUCUACACCAAGCAAAUCUUAGAGGGGCUGCGCUACCUGCAUGACAACCAGAUCGUACACAGGGACAUCAAGGGUGAUAACGUCCUGAUCAACACGUACAGUGGAGUGUUGAAAAUUUCAGACUUUGGCACAUCCAAGAGGCUGGCGGGGAUCAGCCCCAGUACAGAGACAUUCACAGGCACCUUGCAGUACAUGGCCCCAGAGGUCAUUGACCAGGGACCCCGUGGCUAUGGCAAGCCGGCUGACAUCUGGUCCAUGGGCUGCACCAUCAUUGAGAUGGCAACAGGCAAGCCCCCUUUCUUUGAGCUGGGCAGCCCGCAGGCCGCCAUGUUCAAGGUGGGCAUGUUCAAGAUCCACCCCGAGGUGCCAGAUUCCAUGUCGGAUGAAGCCAAGGCCUUUAUCCUGAGUUGUUUUGAAGCUGAUCCGGACAAGCGGGCAACUGCUGCUUCCUUGCUUCAGGAACCCUUUCUGAAGGCGCCCAGUAGGAGGAAAUCCAGGAGCCCAGUGGUGAUAGACGAGUUGUCUCCUCCAAAUGUGCCAGAAAGGUCGAUUUCAGCAGAGGGUAUCGGCGAGUCCCAGAAACGUUCUUCGUCAUUGCAGUCCUUGAACAUCUUUCUGUCUCGGAGCACCAGUGAAGUGGCUCAGAGGCCCACCUAUCUCAGGGCCCCUGAGGAGCUUCUUAAUGUUGACCUCAGCCUCUCCUCCUCCUCCCAUGAGGAGAGCGGCUGCUUGUUCUUGCUGAGGAAGGAUAGCGAGCGGAGAGCCACCCUCCACAAGGUCCUGACAGAGGAGUUGCCCAGUAUUGCCGCUGCGCUCUUUGAGGCCCAGGAUGAGGCCUGGCCUCCUCCUUCGCCUUCGCCUUCCCCUCAGAGCCCAGUCUCCUUGGACCACAUCGCCCAGCUGGUCUCCUGCCUCAAGAGAUACAUCCGCUCCCCCAACCGCAAGCAGCUGGCUCACGACUUGCGCCAAAUCCAGACCAGCUUGCAGGCGGAUGGCCUGAGCCUUUGUCAGCUGCAAGCGCCCCUCUUUACCUUCCAGGACAUCGUAAAGCAGGCACUGCGGAAGCUCCAGAUCAAGCCUCACUGGGUGUUCGCCUUGGAUAACCUCAUGGGGCAGGCGGUCCAGGCAGCUUUCACCAUCCUCUUGACAGAACUCAAGGUGAAGCCAUGGUCCUCCCGGGAGGAAGGCCACGAACACGCAAGCCAUGAGGAGGAAGAGAGCCUGUUGCCCCAGGGGCUGCAGUCUUUGAAAAGCCAGGACCUUGCCCUCAAGGACAGCAUGGACACACCAAGUUCUGGGAUCGGCACCACCAGCAGCAGCUGGAUGGACUCCCAGCAUUCCCUGAAUGGCCGUUUACCUCUCAUGGCCCAGCUAAAUGAGCUUCAGGCAGAGACGAGAAGGCUGCAGUGGGAGCUGAUGAAGAAGGAGCGGGAAUGCCAGAAGCUUCUUCAGGAGGCAUUGUGGAGUGUGGAAGCAGAUUCCUGGGCUCUAAGAGGAGCCAAGCUGAGAGGAGACACUACUUCCCCAUUGCAUUCCUGGGAGAGAGAAGAAGAAGAGACUGCAGAUCCCAUCCUCGCCGAGUGGUUGGAAAAACACGGGGCUGACAAAGCCACAAUUGCAACGCUCUCACACCAUGGCUUCACCCUGCCUGACUUGCUCAACUGUGCUACGCCUGACGACCUCCGGUACACCCGUAUCAGAGGGGGGAUGGUGUGCCGCCUCUGGAAAGCCAUCUUGGAGCACCGGCAAACACUCGGCCAGAAGUUACAGCCCGAAGUGGAGCGAGAGCCAGGCCAAGGGAAGCCCUUAAUCUGCCUGGAGGACAGCAGACUCUGGUUGGCAUAAACCUUCUUCCCCACAAGUAAGCAGAAGAUUCCAGACCUGCCCUCACACAGAGGUGAUGUGAACUGACUUUCCAUUUAUCCCUUGAGUGAUGGUGAUGGGGAAGGUGGUACUGCUCUAUUCUGGCACCUCAAGCAAAUCACGUCUGGAGGAGACUAUUUCUGUGGCACUGCCAAAAUCUGCAGUUCUCUCUCGGCUUGAGACAAAGGAAGACAAAGGGUGCUUUGUCCUGUGACCUGGAUUAGAGAGGUAGGGAGAUUCUGAGCUAACCUGCAAGAGGUGGAAGGUUGCUUCAGAGUCAGCAGUGGGAAAAGCCCCGAUUGCAUCGUUCACAGCUGUGCUGGACUGCGAUUCUUCUCUGGCCUGCUGCAGAAAACAUGGCUCCAGGAGUCAUUAGUGUAGCAGCCAUUGAGGCUGGGAAAUGAUACUCUGGGUGUUCCACUGGACGGCAGAAAGGAAACGGUGGGAUUGU